CGCCGUAGCUAACCUCACGCAAUUACUCUAUCGCCUGAAAAAGAAUAAAAGAAUUUGGGUGAUAUAUAUAUUCACCAAAUUUGGCCAAGCAAUUUUAUAAAAAAUUGUAAUAGGUAAAAAAUAUUUCAUGCAUUAGCAUACAUACCAUUUUAUUAUCUGAAUUGAGUGCGAAAUUGCUUAAAAAGAGUUACAUAGCGCGGAGUGUGUGUGUACCUAAAUUUGUGUUCUUUGCAAACAAAAAACAAGCCGACAUUGCCACAGAUGAAUUGCGUGGUUCUUGUAACUGCUAUUGUGUAAUUUAGUUUGAACGUUUCGCGUCACGGUUUUUCUUAAUUUGCGAGUGUUUUUGAGAUUAGUAAAAAUCAGCAAGAAACAUGGAUGUCACACCCGGUGAGCCAGUGCCACCCGGAUUUGAGGAUGAUUUACGGGAACCCCGUAUUCAAAAUACCAUUGACCAGUAUAAAGCCAAUGCUUUAGUCGGUGUGGAGUACACACUCGAAUUACAUGAAUGUGAUCGCGCCGAACCGGGCUACAUUUGUUUGUUGUGCGAUAAGCGAGGCGACCCGCGCACUAUCAUAAACCAUUGGACCUCAUUCAAUCAUCGUAUGAAGUACUUGGAGAGACAUUUUCCGACAGCUGUGCGGGAGUUUCAGCCAGUGAAAUACAAACCAAACUCUCAUAAUAUCUUAAUAGCGCUUAUUCAAAGCAUGUGUGAAGCCAUCGAAGACUUCCAUGGUCGUUUAAAACUAAAGGUUAUGGAUGCUGAUGAGUUUCGCCAUCAAAAAAGUAAACAUACCGAAGCGAUUAUUUCGGGGUUUCAUCACGAUGAAAAAAAUGGCCCAAAUUUCCUAAAUGCCAUCGAUAGGUCUUUGAUUGAACAAAACAAGGGGAAAAUGUCCGACGAAAGUUCCGUUCACAAGGGACCAACAAAAAGGCCUGGAGAGGCACAACUCCCAGCACCUUCGUCAAAGCAUUCUCAGAAAAGGGACGAAUUCGAUGCCAUUUCCAGUGACUCGGACAAUCCAGAUUAUGCAAAAAAACCUAAAUACAAUAAACCGCAAAUUGCUGCACCAGUUUCAUAUGAAAAAGACGACCGUGGCGAUGUAGAGGGUAAAAAAUUGCCCACUCCCAAAGAGUUGUCUCUACAAGCUUCGCAUAUAGCACAAGAGCGUUACAAAUGGGAAAAAUAUCGUUGUAUGUUGGAGAUCUAUUUAAAGCAAAUGGAUAAGUUACAAAAGGAAUAUGAAAAGUCCCCCGAAAAACAUCCACAGUAUCCAGAGGAAUGGAAGAAAUUUUGGAAUAGACGUUACAAAGAAUUGCAAGCCGAAAAGAAGGUAGACCCUAAUAAGCAUGACUAUAAGCCGGAAUGGAUAGUUUUUUGGACUAAGCGUAUGAUAGAGUUGUUUAAUAUAGAGGUGGAUAAGAAAAAGAAGGAAAUCAAAGUCAAACUUGGGCUUCCCGAAGAGGCAGAAGAGAAAAUAGAUCAGCUUAAAGAACGCUACAAAAUACCAGUAAAUCGUAUACAAAGACCCCAAAUCUCUGAUGUUAUAGAUAUUAGCGAUGACGAAGCGCCUAAUGGUCGUCGUGGAGGAGGUGGUCGCUCAAGACGAACCAGAACACGUUCGCGUUCACGCUCACCUCGUGGUCGUUCGCCACGCGGACGUUCUCCGCGAGGGCGAUCGCCUCGCGGUCGGUCCCCUCGUGCCCGUUCACCUCGAGGUGAACGCCGCGAUUAUCGUCGCCAUACACGCUCGCGUUCUAAAUCACGUUCGCUUAGCCCAUUUUCGGACGAUUUUGAUAUCGGUAAACACCGUCACGCGCCGAAAAGCCACCGUUCUUCUAAUUCGCGUUCGUAUAAUCCAAUGGAAACCAAUCCAGAUUAUUAUCCAUAUGGAUCAUCAAGAUUCCCCCCUAAUAUUCCACACGGUAAUAGCUCGCAUUAUCCACCACACACCUCAACGGGCCUAUAUCGAGUUUUAGAUUCAAGCAAAAUCCCAAAAUACGAAGAUACCAAUACAAGGGAUUCCAAAGAAGACGAAAGCAAGGAAGAUGAUGGUCCUUUGUCUGUGGUUGGUGUGUUGCGUCUGCUGACUGCUCUUGAGGAGCAUUUGGGCAGCCUUGGCCCCAAAGUUGUUGAUCUAUUGGGUAAAGCUUUGGCUUUAGAAAAGUUGAAGGCAAAUUCAUCGGACGAUUUGCUUUUAAAUGAAGAUCAUUGUGUUUUCUUUGAAACGAUUAAAGAGAAAUUAAAAGGUCUGCUCAUUGCCGAUGUGCUCGAUGAUCAGCACAAAGUGCGUGCUGUAAAAAAAGCUGUUAAAAAUAUUGCCGGCAUAAUCUAUCAGGUUACUAAAGGUAACUCCCCCUCUACAGAUGGCAAAGAUGACAAAUCCAAAGACUCUAGUGGUGGUGCAUCAUCCAUUAUGGCAGCAACACAGGUCAAGCGUAAGGGCACUAGUAAACUUAAUAUUAUAGAUUUGCCUUUUGAUAGGCAAAUGGUUGCUACAAAAAUGGCUGCCGCUUUGGUUUUGCAAGGCCGCGAGGAUGUCUCCACCGAAGACAUGGAUAAAUUGAUUUAUUUCUUUUUGUUAAUGGUGAAGUUGUCGAAGCCCAAGCGUGAACUAGAUGGCAGGCCGGUGUAUUGCAAAAAUAUACUUCCCGAAUUGGGUAUAAUGCCGGUGGUGACUACACCGCUUAAGGCUGUCACUGCUGCAGUCACCUUAGCUAGCCUGCCUGGUAUUGUCGAUGGACUUUUGGAUAGAGAUUUAACAUCUGCUUUGGCAGGCCAACAGAUUGAUAAUGAUUUUGAAAAUGAUGCUGUUGCCGAGCGGGAAGUAAACAAAAGUGAUGCCAAUGCCAGUACAUUAGAGUCCUUAACAGAUUCGGAUCUGCAAACACUUUUGCAAAAUUUCAAACAUUUGUCCAGCGAGGAACAACACCAUCUUAUUGCUCACUUAAAGAAGUUGGAAUCCGUGGAUCCCGAACGUGUAGAAAAACUUAGAAAAUAUGUCAACACUUCGGAUAUUGGAGAAGUAGCAGCUGGCUCCAGCAGCAAGACAUCGGGUAACAUUGACGCUGCAAGUAGCAGUGGCAGUAGCAGUAGCAAACAUGACAAACGCGAUCAUCGUGGCUCUUCGGCCAUGUGUGAUGUGGACGACCGUAAUCGAAAUGCUGUAAAUCCUAAUAAAUUCAGUUUGGACGAUGAUGAUGAUGACGAUUACAAUUUUGAUGAAGUUUUCAAGGCGGCAUCUAAAAACGUCAACACUCGCACUCCCGAUGAAACUUCCAGACGUUCUUCGGAUGCCAAGUCCUCAAAAUCUUCCGCGGAUCAAAUGCUGUUGUCCUCCCAAAACGAUUUGACAUUCAAUCCUGCUGGUCUUAAAGACUCCCUAAGCGACACCCAAAAUCUUAUUGCCAAUCUAAUGGGUUCACUGCAACAAAGCAAUUCCAAACUGAAAAGUGCAACAAAUAAAACCAUAACACCACAGCCUGUACCACCAGUCAAUCAGCCACAACCACCUAUACAUCAUAUGGCGGCACAACAGAAACAACAGCCACCACUACCACCCCAAACCCAACAGCAGCAUGGUAUGCCGCCAUAUUACGAACAUCAACAACAGGCAGGUUACCAGGGCAUGCAGCAGGCUGCUGGCUACAAUCAAAUGCCUCCCAAUGCAAAUUAUUUUGGUUACAACCAAAAUCCUUAUGCAGCGGGCUACAACCAAUGGGGUCCUGGCAAUCAACAAAUACCGGGUCAAGGUAUGCAGCAGUUCGGCAUGCCCAAUUACAAUGGAGGUUACUAUGGGGGCAAUUGAGUUCUCCACCGCAGCCUGCCAACAAAAUAAAUCGUAUCCGGACUACUCUUCUCUAGGUUUGAUGCUUUUAAUUAAAUGCCAGCUAAUGCUGUCUGCAUAUUAUUUUUUUAUGAUUUGUUAGUUUAUAAAAACUUAAGUUCUUCAAAGAACCAUGCAAGACAAAAGAAAAAUAAAUUCUAUGGAUUAACUACGUGCGUACUUUGGAACGAAAACAUACUUCAUACAAGUACGCCUAUAAUAAUAUAAUAAUAAAUGAAUAAAUUUUAUAA
This is a messenger RNA of Stomoxys calcitrans (stable fly), 4078 nucleotides long. RefSeq lists its product as uncharacterized. The record is from RefSeq and is a predicted model, not a curated record. The transcript has 4 exons. Bases 375 to 3809 code for a protein of 1144 amino acids. NCBI's taxonomy places the organism in Eukaryota, Metazoa, Arthropoda, Insecta, Diptera, Muscidae.